This is a messenger RNA of Acomys russatus (golden spiny mouse), 930 nucleotides long. RefSeq names its product putative vomeronasal receptor-like protein 4. Gene Ontology annotation, biological process: G protein-coupled receptor signaling pathway. Gene Ontology annotation, cellular component: membrane. Lineage: Eukaryota; Metazoa; Chordata; Mammalia; Rodentia; Muridae. Gene Ontology annotation, molecular function: pheromone receptor activity. The transcript has a single exon. The record is from RefSeq and is a predicted model, not a curated record.
AUGCUCUUAAGAUGAAGACGCUUCUCACUUAUGUCCUCACUGGAGAAUAUUCUUUAUUUUCAAGCUGUUCUUGGAGCCCUAGCCAAUAUGGUUCUCCUUUUAUUCUACACUUUCAUAAUCCUAGGUCAUAGACCUAAGCCUAUAGACCUGAUCUCCUGUCAACUCACCUUCAUUCACAUAAUGAUGGUCCUCACUGGAGGGGAUAUUUGGCUUACAGACAUAUUUGAGUCACUGAACAUUGAGAAUGACUUCAAAUGUAAGGCAACUUUUUACAUACACAGGGUGAUGAGAGGCCUCUCCAUCUGCAUCACCUGCCUCCUGAGUGUGUUCCAGGCUGUCACUAUCAGUCCCAGUACCUCUGUGUUGGCAAAAUUUAAACAUAAGCUUAAAAAAUACACGAUCAAGUCCUUCUUUUGUAUUUGGUCUUUCAAUUUGUCUUUCAGUAGCAGCUUGCUGUUCAAUAUUGGUGGAUUUACCAAUGUGAGUGAAAUCAACCAGAUGAAGAUCACUAAAUCCUGCAUAAUCUUCCCCAUGAACUACAUCAUCAGGGCAUUGAUUUUUACAGUGAUAGCCUUUAGAGAUGUGUUUCUUGUAGGAGUCAUGCUGACCACAAGCACAUACAUGGUGAUUCUCUUGUUCAGACAUCAGAGGCAAUGCAAGCAUCUUCAUAGUGUCAAGUACCUGAGAACAUCACCCGGGAAAAGGGCCACCCAGACCAUCUUGGUGCUGGUGGCUUUCUAUGUGGUCUUGUACUGGAUGGACUUCAUCAUCUCAUAUACCUCGGUCCUAGUAUGGAUGUACGACCCAGUCUUCCUGACUGUUCAGAAGUUUGUGUUGAAUGUUUAUCCUACAAUUGCUCCUUUGAUACAAAUCUGUUCUGAUAAGAGACUAACCAGUGUGUUUAAAUUCAUGCAGUUAAAGCAUCAGUAA